Messenger RNA from Cuscuta epithymum, 1749 nucleotides. The record is from the annotation of a GenBank genome assembly. NCBI's taxonomy places the organism in Eukaryota, Viridiplantae, Streptophyta, Magnoliopsida, Solanales, Convolvulaceae.
CUAACUUUACAUAAAAAGUUAUGUUAGCACCAUUACUAUGUAUUUUUUAUUCUAAAAUGUAAACUUAUGGUGUUAAACACAUGGUUUAAAAUAUUAAAACAUUUAUAGAGGUAUUGUUAAAGCGUCAUAAAUUUACAUUGAAAGAAUAAAGACAUGUUCAUGGUACUAAUAUUACUUUUUAUACUCCCUUCGUAUUUAAAAGUGUGUUACGCUUUCCUAUUUGGGAUGUAUUUAAAAGUUUGCUACACUUUCCGUUUUAGGUAAGUUUUAUGGAGUAUCUUUUAAAAAUACCCAACUAUCCUUACUUUUUCUAUUUUUUAUCUUCUCUUUCCUACUUUUUCACCUUCUCUCCUACUUUUGCAGUAACUCGUCCAGAUAUUGCCUAUUCUGUGAGUGUAGUGAGUCAAUACAUGUCAUCUCCAACCAUUAAUCAUUGGGCUGCAGUAGAACACAUAUUAUGUUACUUAAAAGGUGCACCAGGACGAGGUAUUGUUUAUCAAAACCAUGAUCACAUGAGAAUAGAAUGUUUUGUAGAUGCUGAUUGGGUCGGUUCUAAAGAUGAUCGAAGAUCUACAUCUGGUUAUUGUGUCUUUGUUGGUGGUAAUCUUGUAUCUUGGAAGAGUAAGAAGCAGAAUGUGGUUUCUCGUUCGAGUGCCGAAUCAGAAUAUCGAGCUAUGGCACAAUCUGCAUGUGAGAUCAUAUGGAUAAGCCAUUUAUUGACCGAGCUCGGACUGAAGAUAUCAGUGCCUGCUAAAUUGUGGUGUGAUAACCAAGCUGCUAUACACAUAGCAAACAAUCAUGUAUUUCAUGAGAGAACAAAGCAUAUUGAGGUCGUUUGUCAUUUUAUUCGAGAGAAGAUACAAAAAGGAUUGAUCUCUACAGGAUAUGUGAAGACUGGGGAACAACUUGGAGAUUUGUUCACUAAAGCACUAAAUGGAAUUCGAGUUGGUUAUUUAUGUAACAAGUUGGGCAUGAUAAAUAUCUAUGCUCCAACUUGAGGGGGAGUGUGAAAGUAUAUUAGAAUAUACUUUAGAAUAUGCUUUAGAAUAUAUUAGGAAUAUGCCAUAUAUAGUAUUAUUGUAUAGCAUCUUUUAUAGGAAUAUUCUAUCUUUGUAAUCUAUAUUUAUAGGGCUUUACCCUUCAAUGAAAUACACAGAAAAUCAUUCUCUCCAUCUUAAAUAUUAUUCUAGUUUAUAUUUCAACACUUUUUAUUAGAACUGCCUCAAUUCAAAGUUUUUUAGGUGCGUGCGGCGCUUUCUAAUGAAUAAGCGCCACACGCUGUGUUAAGGCCAAGUGGUCUGCGGAAAUAGCAGAGGCUUGGGGAGUGAGGGAAGCUAUACGCUGGGCUUGUGGGAAUCGGUGGACAAAUUUGGUGAUUGAGACAAAUGCAGCGUUGAUAAUAGCUUGGAUCCAAGGCAAGUCAUAUGCAGCCCAAAUUGGGGUUAUUUAUGACGACAUUAAGGUGCUAUUGAGAGCGAAUCCGGAUAUUCACGUAAAGUCGUGUCGAAGAGAGGCGAAUAAAGUAGCUCAUACCUUUGCUCGUCAUGCUAUCUUUACGAGUGCUAGUGAUGUUAUUUUCAAUUUGCCUCCGAAUUAUGUUGUAAGCCAUUUGGCAAAUGAUUUAAUUUUAUAAGAAGGGUUGUUUUCUUUCAAAAAUAAAAAUGAAUAAGCGCCACAAUGAAAUUAAAUACGUAGUAUUAUUUAAAGAUAAAUUAGAAAAUGGCUUAAGUGAUAUCCUUCUAUGCUGAC